CCACUACAUUCCCUGCAGCCAGCCAGUAAAUAUGACAUUAACAUUGGGUGUAAAUGAGAGAACCUCUAGCAAAGGUAGUUAGUUGAGAUUUAGUAACAGUCGUGUUAAGUUGUGUUCGCUUGCUAGAGUUGCGUUCGUUCGGUCGUUUGUCCGUCGUUUUGUUGUUGUAGUAAACAUGACUAAACUUACGUAGGCUUUUUGUUGUUAAUGUUAACUUGUCAAAAAGAGUGAAGUAAAAUAAAUGAAGUUUAUAUGUAAUAAAAAAUAAAUAAAAAAGGUAACAUUUUACGUGUAAAAAUUAUACAAAAGCAAAAUAUGUAAUGAAAAGAAUAAAAAAAAUAAAAAAGUAUUAAAUAAAUGGAGAAAAAAGCGCAGCGCGUGUGUAGCCAUAUUUAAAAAAUAUAUAUAAAUAAAUAAGUGAAUUGUUAAUAAGCUUAUAAAAAAGUGCAAUUCAAUUAAAAAAAAUCUUAAACAAAUUUUAGAAAGUUCUGAAGAAAAUUAGUGUUAGCAAUAAUUCAUUUGAAAAAAUAUUUAAGUAUUUAGCAAUUUGUUACAAUUGAGUGAAUUUUUUAAUACUUGCAUGAUUUCAUUUUAAACAAAAUAUUGCUUGAGUGAUUAAACAACAACAAUAGGAAGAAAAAAGUGGCUUCUUUAGUUAUAAAUUGUUAAAAGAAAAAAGUGCAUAAAUUAACAAGUUUUAGAGAAUACUAGGCCCCCUUGUAUUAUUUUCCUGGCUUUUUAUACAAAAAAAAUUCUAUAUACAAGUUACCACAAGGCGGCUUUAAAACUCACCUAUACACUGAAACUUAUUAAAGUAUAAAAAUAGAAAACAAAAAUUAAAAAAAAAAAAUAAAAAAUAACUUGGCUUUAAUAAAAAAAAAAAUUGUGUAUUAAAGAGGAGGAAGAAGCAGAAAUAAUAAGAAACAGCAGCAAUAAUAAAAGAAGCUUCUUUCUCAUACUCAAACUGAGUUUAACAACAAAAUCAUUUUUAAGUUCUGUGCAUUAUUACUCAGAGAUUAAAUAUUUAUUUACAAAAUUCCCACACACCUUUUUUUCCUCCGCGAAACAUACACAAACAUGCUCUAAAACUGUGUUUAUUAAAACCCGGUUUAAAUUUUUUAACAUAAACAAACUUUUAUUUAUACUUCGUGAAAAAGCCAAGAGAGGUUAAUGUUUGAAAAAUGAGUAAGUGAGCUUAAUUUAGCUGUAGUUGUGUUAAUGUAAAGCUUAUUGUGUUUUUGUGUGUAACGAGUGAGAAAAUGAAACAUGUAGCGGUUUGUUAUGAGAGCAACAGGUGGCAAUGAAACAAAAUUUUAUUUAAGUUUAAUCUAAUACUAUUGCAAAAACAAGCAGUAUUUCUUACACACAUAUACAAAUACUAUCUUUUUGGGAUCAUCUUGCUUGGGAUUCAUUGUAUGUAAAAAAUUACAGGACACAAUUAACCAGCAAAUUAAAUUGACUUCUAAUUAACACGUGAUAAUAAAUUAUUAGUGCUUGAUCUCUGCCUUGUUUUAAUACUUACAACCAUAUAAUUUGAUGCUUGAUGUUUUGUGCUGGAUCUUGUAAUUGAGUUAGAUUUGCCAGUUUGUUUUUAUUGUUUUAGAGGCUUUUACUACUAUGCUGAUCAUUAAAAAAUGGCCAAAUCGAAAAUUGCUCUUUAUGCUGCUGGCGUAACUUGUUUGGGUUUUAUAUGUUUUGCUUUAGCAUCGGCCGCCAUUGGCAUACCCAUCUGGGGUUAUUAUGACUCACCCUCGGGCGGCUAUGAUUUCGAUCAUGGUUACUUUGGUCCCUUUAAAGUAUGCAAACAGUUAGCCUAUAAUCGGGAGAAGUGUGGCAGUGAUGUGUCGAAAUUUAAAUUGUCAUCUGCCAUUUUUAUUAGCGGCAUUUUUGCCAUUUUAAGUUCAGCUGCCUUUGGUUUAUUUUGCAUUUUAUCCGUCAUACAAAUUGCCAUGAUUUCUUCGCGAGAGAAAGUGGUCAUGUCCUAUACAUCAAUGGUUAUGACCAAAAUGGUUUUAUCCUUAAUAGGAGGUAUUUUGGCGUUGGUGGCCACUGUUAUGUUUGCUGUACAAAUAGAUGAAUCUGAAAAGUAUGGUUUUCGUGUAUCACGGGGAAUAUCGUUUUAUUUGCAGAUUGUUGUUAUUAUCUUAAGUAUACCUCUUUUUGUAUUGGCUUUAUACGAUGUUUUGUAUUCCAAAAAGCCCGGUGGUGAUCCCACCAUGAUGAUUGAUGCUGCCUCACCAUCAUCGGCCACAACGAUAAAUAAUCCUGGCUUUAAAGAACCAAGAACUAAAAAUGGCAUUUCUGUGACCGAUGCCUCGGGCAAACCCUAUGCUGGCAUACGCAAUGGCUCAGGCAGUGUGGCCUCUAUGAGCACCAUGGUCACCAGUGUAUCAAAUGGUUCCACGGUGGAGUCUGUUACACGCUCACCCUUAAGGUCUAGUUUAAAGAAACCCCGUCCAAGGCCAGAAAAUGCCUUGGGCAUACAAAAUCCUGGUUACUCGGGUUCGGGCAGCUCACCGCCCAUGCGACGCAAUGGCAGUGUUAAGAAGGUGCGCAUACAAACGCACAGCACGGAAGUUUAGAGGAAAUAGGAAUUUUCGUUAUUUAAAAACAAAAAACCAAGACUGUGUACAGAUGAAAAUGAUAAGAAAUCAUAAUUUUUCCUUUAAUUUAUAGAAAAUUUUGUUUUUUUUUUACUUUUUUUCUCUUUUUAAAGUAUUUUUUUAUAUGUUGUCUUCCAAUUAGUAAAAGAAAUUCAUGAAAUUUUAAAUUCUUCAUAAUUACAUCACAGAAAUUUGAAAAUCUAAACGAUAUAUUGUUUAAAAAUUAUACAAAUCCGUCCUUUAAGCAAAAAAAUAACUAAUAUUUACAGCAUAAACUAAAUGGCAAAUGUAUUUAAUGUUUCAAAGUUUACAAAACCCACAAAUAACCAACGACCAACCUAUAAAUAACAAAAUCUUCAAUUUUCUUUCUUUAAGUAUGGCAAUAUUUUCGAAAAGAAAAUUCAUUGACAGGCCCCUAACUGUAAACAAAAGAUUAAAGUUAGCAACACUGCUUGACAGCUAACGGCAAACAGUGAUGCCAACUAAAGACACAAACUUUAACUGUUAUUAACUUUCUGUCUACGAAUAGCUGGGCCUAUGUUUAUCGUUUGUAUAAUUAGUAAAUUAAUUAUAAUUAAGCAAGCACAAACCAGAUCUUAUUUAUUAUUAGUUUAUUUACUUGGUAUUUUUAAUCAAAUAUUAUUAAUAAUUGUUAGAUUUUUAUAAGAAUCAAAACAAAACAAAAACUACUCGAAUAUCAAAAAACAAAAAAACCGAACAUGUGUAAUAUUUUUUAUAUAUAAACAUUAUAUUUAAUUUAUCUUUAAUUAUUUUUAAAUCAAAAUAUUAUAUAAACAAUUCUUAAAAUGUUAUUACAAUUUAUAUUUAAUGUAAGUUUUUCUUUUUUAGUAAUUUUUAAUUUAAAUAAUUAAACCUUAAACAAAAAACAAUUUAAAUAUAAUGUUAUUGUUAAUAAAAAAACAAAAUAUUUUUAGCAUUAAGUUUAAAUAUUGAAAUAAUAAAGAAAAAUUAUUGAAUAAUUUUAUUAAAUAAUAAAAGAAAUUGAAAACAAAAUAAA
This is a messenger RNA of Calliphora vicina (urban bluebottle blowfly), 3621 nucleotides long. RefSeq lists its product as uncharacterized. The record is from RefSeq and is a predicted model, not a curated record. NCBI's taxonomy places the organism in Eukaryota, Metazoa, Arthropoda, Insecta, Diptera, Calliphoridae. The coding region runs from base 1635 to 2582 and encodes 315 amino acids. The transcript has 7 exons.